Molecule: messenger RNA, 1635 nt
Organism: Pecten maximus
Lineage: Eukaryota; Metazoa; Mollusca; Bivalvia; Pectinida; Pectinidae
Product: E3 ubiquitin-protein ligase TRIM56-like
Exons: 3
Coding region: 1-1635 (544 amino acids)
Molecular function (GO): ubiquitin binding; zinc ion binding
Source: RefSeq, a predicted model, not a curated record
AUGGCUAGGAAUACGAGGCGAAAUGAUGCAGCAGAACUUCGGAAAUCAUUAUUAGAAUGUCCAGUUUGUCUCCUUGAAUUUGAUGAAACCGACCAAAAGCCGAGAUUACUGCCCUGUCUUCAUGCUGUCUGUGACCGGUGUCUUCAUUUACUUCGUGAGAAUGGCCGUAUUCAGUGUCCUAAAUGUAGAUCGGAACAUCCAGUGGAACAGAACUUUGCAAACAUUCCUUUUGACAGAACCAGACGAUCUUUAGCAACAUUUGUCAAAGUCGACCUGAAUUUUGAAAUAACUUGUGAGAAUUGUGAAAACCGAAACAAAGCAACACAUAGAUGUCGUGAAUGCGAAAUAUUUUUCUGCGAAGACUGUGUUAACGCUCAUCAGCGGAUACGAAGUUUUAGAAGAAGACACACGGUAUUUAGCCUCCAAAGGAGUCAAAACGAAGAAUACACCGUUUCGGAUUUCGCUAGUCAACAAUUUUGUGAAGACCACGAAGAUCAAAAGUUAUCUUUCUAUUGCUGCGGACUCAGGUGUGGAACACCUAUAUGCCAAACCUGCUAUACCUUAAGGCACAGUCAGGGGUCAGACCACGACGUAAGAGAUAUUGGGGAAGUAUACGAAACCGAAAAAUUGAAGUUGAUGGAUUUAAGUGGGUCUGUGGAGAACCGAGCCAAAGAAGCUGAACGUAUUGAAGUAACUGUUAAACAGGCCCAACGAGAGCUAACAGACAACACACAGAAAGCUAUUAGUACUGUCAACGAAACAUUCGCUAGCUGUAUCCGAAUUCUAGAACGGCGCCAAAAGCAUCACAUACAGACUAUUCGGGAAAAAUUUGAUCAGAAGCACAAGAUGUUAGAGGAACAAAAACAUCAGCUGUUCUCCUACACAGACUGUAUCAGGUCUGAUAAUGACUUCUUCAGACAGACACUGACUGCGGAAAACAAAGCAGGGUUUCUCACAAUAGCACCUUCCAUUGCCCAAAAGUUCAAGCUCCUGCGUGACCAAUCAAUCGAUAAAUAUCCGAUCCAAACUGCACACAUAACAUUUGAAAAGAAAAAUAUGAUUGCUGAUUUUACCACCUGCGUGCAAACGCUAGGUGAUGUAAUGGCAAGUUUGAUUUGUGUUCCAAAUACGAAGAUGUCGGUACCUUCCGCUCCUCGACGAAAUGCCGACUACAGCAUCGAAGUACAUCUCUUUGACAAAGACCACAAUGUUGUUACACUAGAUAACGAAAACGUCACAGUCACAGUCAAAUCUCCCAACGGUGACGUCACUCUGGCUACCUGCGUCAAAAGGGACAAUAUAUACAUUUUACCAUGGAGACCGCUAUUGGAAGGCAAUCAUAUUGUUACCAGUCUUGUUUUUAAUGGAAAAACGGAGCUUGCACGGCAGGAGGUGAAUGUUGAUUGCGAUCCGGCAGAGAAAAGCCCAGCGGUAGCAACGCUGCACAGUAUAUUCCCUAAUGUCUCCAUAGAUGGAAUCGUUAGUUGUCUGCUGGCAGAGGGAGGAGAUGUGGAAAAGGCAAAGGCUAUUUUGAUACAAGUGACAAGUUAUCAGCAGAAGAAACAGCACGAAGAGGUGAUAUCACCAGACCGAUAUCGUUCACUAACCCUUACCCUGAGUUUCCUCUGCCCCUGA